Harpegnathos saltator (Jerdon's jumping ant) is the source of this 3797-nucleotide messenger RNA. RefSeq lists its product as uncharacterized. The transcript has 6 exons. The record is from RefSeq and is a predicted model, not a curated record. NCBI's taxonomy places the organism in Eukaryota, Metazoa, Arthropoda, Insecta, Hymenoptera, Formicidae. The coding region runs from base 759 to 1157 and encodes 132 amino acids.
GCUCCUUUCAUAAUUUCUUAAUCGUUAUUUUGCGUGUGCAUUGAUAUCGGAAAUUUCAAUGGAGUUUUGCGAUUCAAAUGAGGUGGUGAGGAAGAGGAGAAAUUGCAAGUCUCGUUGCCGACUGUCGUUACGUCUUGCGUCCUGUAAUCUGACCUCGGAGAGUCAGCUCCUGGUUGUUAUCGUGGCCAGGCACUCAACGGUGCCGCACGGAAGUACGAUUCGAUCGGAAACACGACGUUAAUUAAUGAUCGCAGGUUAACCGACGGUGACCGUCGAAUGCUACGAGCGACACUUUCGAUACACACCGCGCGUGCAACCGUCCGAACAAUUUGGUAACUCGAUAAUUUAAUAAUUUCGCGAGCAUCCGGGACGUUUCGAAAAUGUCGACCAUUGCGAUUUCUCGGCAUGAGCGAGCGAAUGUGUGUGCGUGAUUGAUUGGUCGGCGACGGCGGCUCGCGAUUGGCUAUUAUCGGCUCUAACCUCUUAUCUCAAUAAUAGCCGACAAUAGCGAGUGUCGUGAGUCGAAACGCGUCGACUUGUCCAUUACGAAGCAUCAACCUGAGCGGAUCAAGCAGCGGCUCGAUCGUUACCAAGCUGGGAGUCGACGAACUACCGCGACGCGAUGCGAAAUAAAGCCGUGUUCCGAAUUCCCGUCGAGUAACUAAAACAUUUCGUCGAUUGCCAAAGUGGAAGAAUCACGUUAGUUAAUACACGUCUCUCCGAUCAAAUCGUAUCAAUGCCGUCGACUGCCCGGAAUUAUGAAGCGAGCAGAAGCAAGGAACCACCACGGAGGAUGUAGGACGAUGGAUGCGGGCAGCGAUACAUCAUACAUCUCCAGAUACCUGCUCUACAAAGGUUGUUGCGACUACACGACAGAAGCAGCUCCGCAGGAUGCAAGCUUGGCGGAGACAGAUCCGGGGAUGCAGGUCUGGAGGAUGCGGGUCUGCAGGACGCGGAUGCAGCACCGGAGGAUCCGGUUCGGGCCGAGCAGGAUUCGGCUCGAAGAUCUGAGUAGCAGAAUGUGGCCGCCCCUGAGUUCCGGUUGUACUCGAUCUUACAAGGUCACCCGACCGGCGGGCGAGCGGACGCUGCACCGGAGGAUCCGGUUCGGGCUAAGCGGGGUCGACUCGAGGGACGCGAGCGACCUUGACUUCUAGCAACAUUUUGAGCAGGAGAGCCGGCGCUAUCUUGAAGCGCGGGAGGAGCUCAUAACGCUACAAUAUUAGCUUUCGUUGCACCUGUGGACGUGCAUCUACUCCUCUGAACUCGUGAAGAGCGAAAAAUUGCGCUGGCGAGUAUAAUAUUGUCGAUGAAACACUCUUCACGAGUUCUCGUGGGCGGACGAUAGAUGCACGAUAGGUAUCUUGGAUCAGAUACCAGAAAAUUCUCUCCUCCCGUCUCUAUACUUCUUUUCUUACGAUAACCCAUUGCGUCGUUCAUUGUGAUGGAUCAGAGGUGGCUUCGCAAAGCAGCCGCGCAAGAGGAGCCUCAGAAGGCAGCGGACACACAGAUUGAAACGCUAAACGUGGAAUUUAGCCUGGCCCUCGGUCGCUUAUCGACCUCCGUCAGCGUCCCUUUUUUUCACUCGACCCACAAUGAGAUACUGCGGGCCUUUUUACGCGAGACGCGCGAUAUCGAAUGCCUAUACAUAAAUAACGGUGCGGACCGUGAAAUACGAGUGCGUGUCGUUCGAGGACGCGCGCACAAAAACCAUCCCAGCCUCGUCAGCUCCUCCGCGUAUUAUCGUCUGGCUUAUUACAGCUGGUAUCACGCGCUGCCGCUUAAUUUAAGCAAAUCGACUCCGUUCGAAUCUGAUAUCUCGCCGACGACGCUCGUCGGCCAGACGAUAAAUGUCAGCCGCGGAAUAAGAAUCUUAUUUAUCCGCGCUUACGUAUCCGCAAUGACCGAUUUGUAGCGUCAACUGCGUUCGGCUUCCCCGGCUUUUUACGUUCGACAAAUUCGGCUCGAUGAAUAUGCGAUAAAACGAGCGAGGAGAGACAAACUUGGCUCAGGCGAAGAGAAGGACAACUCGAAAUCAGAAGAUUGUUCGAAAUCGCGCUAGAAUUGACCUCGGGCGCUUAAAGUCUUUUUCUCUCCCUCUUGCAAUUAGCAAUCAGCAACUUGCGACAGAACAAUCUACCCGAAUUCUGAGUCUCCGUUGGAGAUUUGGAGUUUGCGUUUGCCGCGUUAAUGCGGACCGCGAACACGUAAUGCUCGCACGGUCGAUCUGUCCUUCUUCAAGUUAUCGCGGCUGGCAACCGCGCCGCCACGAAUACGCCGGCACGAAGUAGUUCCCUUCGGCUGUCCAACGCGGGAAAAUCUCUCGAAGUACGACGCGACAGAUCGCGAGCUUCGGCGUAGGGCCUCGUUCAAACUCGCGGAACAUUGUCCGACACACUUGUCGUCCUCGGAUGGCAUAAUUAUCACGAAAUUUGCGACAUUAUGGAACACUCGGGACGGGCGCGGUCCCCAUGUGCUGCCGCGCAGUGCCGUAUGAAGACGUGGCGCACUGGCGGGACUCGCUUCUACGCGCGAAAGGCGACUUCGGGAUGUCUCUCUCUCUCUCUCUCUCUCUCUCUCUCUCUCUCUCUCUCUCUCUCUCUCUCUCUCGCGAGAUUUUUUUCUCAAUCCAGACAUCACGGAAUCGAAGAGCGAUAAAGCAGUGCGCUCUGACGCUUAUGUCACUAAUAGAGAUAUAAUUAACGUACAUUAUUAAUAAUAAAUAAUAGAUUACUUAUAAAUCGAUAAUUAACGUAAAUCGAUGAAUGCAUCUUCGAUAUGUCACACGAACGUGUAAUUAGCUCUCUUUCUUCUCUUCAUUCCGUGAUUUCAUUUCGUCGAGACACUUCAAACUUCGCGUCCGCCGACGAGACGCAACGACAAGCGCAUCCUCCAAGCGCGAACUUGAAGAGAACAAUUAACGAUUCUCGAUCGCAGCGGCUUUUUUGAAUGAAUACGCUGAUAUCUGAUGACGUACGACGUUCGAACCGACGUUGAUGGAUUUUUUCCGUUUCCGUCGGCGAGAAUUCGCGAGUUACCGCUCGAUCGUCGCGAGCAGCCCUUGGUGGCCGUCACGUAACGGCGACACGGUGCUAUCGACCGUUCUUUCCUGCACGAUACACCACGAAUUGCACAACAUUAUGUGUCAAGGGCUGCGUGCGAGCCACGUCGCGAUGCACGUGGCGGAAAAGUGACAGCUAAUUCAUCGUCUCUCGGGGCGAUGCAUCACGCUCUCACGCAACGCGACGGUAAAGCGUCGUCUACAAUGGCAGUAAGCGGUAAAAAGUAAGCGUGAAUAGUAAGAAAUAGAUCAACCACAGUUGAUUAUUUUUGUCAUAAUCGACUGUGAUUGGUUUAUUUCUUACCGCUUACGUUUAUUUCUAUAAGCAAGUGGAUGACGUCCACGGUGCUGCUGCUGCUGCUGCUGCUGCUGCUGCUGCUGCUGCUGCUGACCCAGAAUCGCGAAGUUGCUCGGGUAUCAAUAGGAGAGAAUUCCGGGAAAUUUAUCCUCGAGGACGCGCCGCUCUGACACCCACACAGUGAGAUUUCUUCCACUUCGGAAGAUCCCUAAUCGACUACGGAGGAAACGGAAAUCCCGGUGACGGGCGCACGAGAGGACCUUUCGGUUGUCAUUCCGACUCUUCUCACGGGAAGAAUCCUGAAAAUAACGAAGAUCUGGGGGGGGGGAGAGAAAAUUCCGAAAAGCAAGAAUAAUUUUUUCAGAAUUUUCCGACUGACGAGGGGCGAACGUCCGAGACGUUUAAAUAAUUUUGAGAGAUUAGAUAAAAAGUCUUUGU